Molecule: messenger RNA, 1974 nt
Organism: Aspergillus melleus
Lineage: Eukaryota; Fungi; Ascomycota; Eurotiomycetes; Eurotiales; Aspergillaceae
Product: fungal specific transcription factor domain-containing protein
Exons: 3
Coding region: 1-1974 (657 amino acids)
Biological process (GO): regulation of transcription by RNA polymerase II; DNA-templated transcription
Cellular component (GO): chromatin
Molecular function (GO): DNA-binding transcription factor activity, RNA polymerase II-specific; RNA polymerase II cis-regulatory region sequence-specific DNA binding; zinc ion binding
Source: RefSeq, a predicted model, not a curated record
AUGCCACUGCUUUCAGAGCUGGUAGACCUGGAGGGCCUCGUGGAGCCCAACUUGGGGCUUGUCUGGUCGGACAUGUUCCAACCAUGUCUCCAGGAGGAUCUUACGGAUAUGAGGCUAACGUCCUUGAUCGAGACUCCCCCGACCCGGGAUAUGUCGUUCUCUGCGGACAACGUGCGCCGACAGCCAGCGCUGCCACUGACUCCCUCCGCGGUGACCGAGAUAUAUGACGGUCGGUGCUCUCCGAGGCCUGAACAAGAGGCGAUGGGACCCCGAGACUAUCAUCCAACCGUCAUCAGCGUAGACGCCCAACUAAGCUUCCCAGACCUUGGGGGAGUCCGCUUCAACGACAUCGACAGCGAAGACCUGGCCCACGUUGCGGAGGUCAGCCAGACUGUCCUGGACGAAGCCACGCGACUCACCCUCACUCUCCAAACCGCCCCCAGCUUUCCCCCCUUUCUAAACUGGCAGCUUCCACCCCGGCCCAUACUCAACAGCUGGGUCCAGCUCUACUUCGAGCACUUCCAUCCCAUCUUCCCCUUGCUCCACAAGCGCUCAUUCGGCGGCCCAGCCACGCACUGGCUCCUAACCUUCGCCGUCGCCGCCAUCGGCGCGCAAUUCUCACGACUGCCCGAGUCGCAGACCUGUGCGCGCGCCAUGCAAGAGCUCAUCCGCCGAUUCACCAUCCAUCUAUGCGAGCACCACAAUCGAAACGGCCGCGAGCUGUGGCUAACGCAGGUAGUCCUUCUGAACCAGAUCGCCUUUCGAUACUCCGGCGAGCGCCGCGCCUUGGAAAUCGCCGAGAUCUACCAGGCUCUUCCCAUCACGUUGGCUCGUCGAAAACAGCUAUGCACCACAACCAUGUCCCUUCGCAAGAUUUCCGAGCUCGAGUUACCGCAGAACCAGCGAUGGCAGAUCUGGAUUCUUGAUGAAGAGCGCCGGAGGACCGGAAUUGCUGUUUGGCUGCUGGACUCGGCCUUUCGCACUCACUUCGAUCUCACGAGACUCAUGGGUGAUCGCGAUAUGCAAAACACUCUCCCUCAGCGGGAGGAGCUCUGGGAGGCGUUGACAACAGAGGCAUGGGCUAGCCUUACACAAAAUCUAGGGACUCACCCCUCCAAAACACUGCCUCAACUCGCCCGAGACGGCGACUGGAUCGCCGCGUGGAACGCGACAGGGACUCUCGGAAAGCAUGCGAUCCUUCAACUCCUAAUCAACAGCAUUUACGACCAGGCAGGGCGCAGCCCAGAUUCCGCGUCGCGAGGCGGCGGAGGAAGAGGCGAGCCCCUGGACCAAGCAACAGCGGAGCAGGGGCUGCGCACGCUUCUCACCGUCACAGAGCUACCAUCGACAUCACCGUCGGAGGUGAAAGCCAACACGGCGCACCGGAUCGGGAUCCUAGGCGGGUUAAUGAUGUCGCAGGCACCGGGGCGGAUGCCGCUGCUGGGCACGGCGUUACGGCUGGCCUAUCGGCGGGACGACGAGGCGGGACGACAGGGGCUGGCGAGGGAGUGGAGAGCCGCUCCGCACGAGGGCCGUAUGGCUGUGGUGUAUGCGGCGCAGACACACUCGGCGCUGGUCAUCGCCGUGGGGUCAGGGGCCGGCGCAGCGCAGCACUUCUCGUUCCCGGUGCUCCUGUUCCGCGCUACCCUGGUGCUCUGGCUGUUCUCCACGCUGGCGCCUGUCCCACCACCCGAGACUGAGCCCGAUUUCGCGGCUACUCCUUCGGUGAUUCUCGGCUGUGGCGGGGGAAGCGGUGGGAUGUUCAUGAACCAGGAUCCGGCGGCGCAGGCGCGCUGGGUUGAGACGGGGUUUCCGUGUCGUCUUAAACUCGCCGGUAUUGGCAACUUCAUGUCGGCGACGGGCCGGGCCAGACUGUUGGAAGAGUCCUUGUCGGCGAUGAGAUCCCUGCGUGGCUGGGGCAUUAAUGCUAUCUAUGAACAGCUGCUGGAUGGUCUACGGUGUCAAGAGAAUUGA